UAAUAGUUCGCUUGUUCAAGAGUAUUUACUUUAAACUAAGAACAAUUAUAUUUUUCAUAUAUAUCUUCUUGUGCAACUAAUUAAGAAUCAAGUAGAAGAAAUAUGGGAGUACAAGGCACUUUGGACUAUUUCUCUACUUUACUAAGCAGCACCAAAAAGAAGAAGAAGAAGCAAACUCAAACGGUGGCUCUCAAAAUCAGAAUGGACUGUGAAGGUUGUGCUCGCAAGGUUAAACAUGUCCUUUCCGGUGUUAAAGGAGCUAAGUCGGUCGACAUAGAUUUAAAGCAGCAGAAGGCAACUGUGACCGGAUACGUUGAGCCAAAGAAAGUUUUGAAGGCUGCUCAGUCAACAAAGAAGAAGGUUGAGUUGUGGCCAUAUGUUCCGUACACAAUGGUGGCUCAUCCUUAUGUCUCUGCUGCCUAUGAUAAGAAGGCACCUCCCAAUAUGGUUAGAAAGGUUGCUGACACCGCCAACAUAACGGAAACCACCGUUGACGACGGCUACAUCCAAAUGUUUAGUGAUGAAAACCCAAAUGCUUGUUCAAUCAUGUAAUAUACUGCUAUAUAUUAUCCAAACUAAGAUUUUAUUUUUCUA
This is a messenger RNA of Arachis duranensis, 594 nucleotides long. Its product is annotated as heavy metal-associated isoprenylated plant protein 24. NCBI's taxonomy places the organism in Eukaryota, Viridiplantae, Streptophyta, Magnoliopsida, Fabales, Fabaceae. The transcript is spliced from 2 exons. The record is from RefSeq and is a predicted model, not a curated record. Gene Ontology annotation, molecular function: metal ion binding. The coding region runs from base 103 to 552 and encodes 149 amino acids.